AUGGCGCUGCUCCGCGCCGCCGCGCUGCCCGCCGACGGCCCCCCGGCUUGGCUGCCCACCCACGUGCAGGUGACGGUGGUCCGGGCCCGGGGGCUGCGCUGUAAGGGCGGCGGCGGUGGGGGCAAAGCGGGCAGCAGCGACGCGUAUACCAUCAUCCAGCUGGGCCGAGAGAAGUACUGCACUUCGGUGGCCGAGAAAAGCGGCGGCUGCCCCGAAUGGAAGGAGGAAUGCGCCUUCGAGCUGCCGCCCACCGAGCCCGGGGCUGAGGCCGCGUUGCUGCUCACCGUUAUGCACCGCGCCCUGGUGGGCAUGGACCGCUUUCUGGGCAUGGCCCGGGUACCGCUGCGGGCUGCGGGGCUGCAGGGCAGGGCGGCCGAGGAGAGGUGGCACAAGCUGCACUCCAAGCCCGGCAAGAAGGAGAAGGAACGUGGUGAGAUCCAGGUGAGCAUCCAGUUCACACGCAACAACCUCACGGCCAGCAUGUUCGACCUGUCCAUGAAGGACAAACCGCGGUCACCCUUCGGCAAGCUGAAGGACAAGAUGAAGGGCAAGAAGAAGUACGACCUGGAGUCGGCCUCUGCCAUCAUCCCCAGCAGCGUGGGCGCGCUCGACAUGGAGGACGAUUACGACGUCGGCGGCAAGAAGUCCAAAGUGAAGGGCUUCUUCCUGAAGAACAAGCUGCGCAAGUCGUCCCUAACGCAGUCCAACACCUCGCUGGGAUCCGACAGCACCGUCUCAUCAGCCAGCCUGGGCAUGGCCACCAGCGGCCCCGAGGUAACCAGGUCCCCCAGCAGACACAGCAGUCUGUCCACGGAGCGCUCCGUGAAGGACUUUUUACCUUCUCCGAAGCUGACCCACAAGAGAGCGUUCAGUGACGACGUCUCCCAGGUCAGCCCUGUCCUGGAGCCGAAAGCAAUCCACAGCCUGAAGCCAAAGACAGAUCCCGUGUCCCGCUCCUCCCUCUGCAUCAAUGGGAGCCACGUGUACAGUGAUGAGCCCACCCUGAGGAGCCCCGUGCCCACCCCGCAGGGCUCCACUCCGCUGCCUGUCCCCAAAAGGCCAGAGGAGGGUUUUGGCUUCAUCCCGAUCCACGCCGACCCCCACGAGGUGCCCUGGGGGGCCGGCAGCUUGGAGAGGACGCAGCAAAGGGACGAGAUGAGAUUCAUCCCCUCUCCUCCCAGCUUGGUUUUGCAGGAAGAGCUCAAGGUGUCCACCAAAGCCGUGACCCUCAGCAACCACCUGGGCAGAGCCAGGAUGGAAGAAAACAGCCGCCUGGAGAACAAGCCGACCCAGGUGGCAGCACCCAUGGUCUUCUCUGCAGAGGUGACGAAGGAGAAGCAACCCGAGGAAAUGAGGAAAGAAGAGAAGAAAACAAAGGGCGGGCUGUUCCACAAGAGUGAUGCGGGGAGCAGGGGCCAGGGGGAGAAAACCGGAGCCUCGCACGGCCCUGCAGCAGUGGGAGAUGACAGGAGCAAGGCUGGAGGCUGGUUUGGUUCCAAGGAGCCCAAAGACUCCCCCCAGAAACCCAGCCUGGAAGUGUCUCCUCAGGUAGAAACCAGCUCAGAUGCUCCUUCUCAUUUUCCUUCCCGCUCCCCUGCCCGGUUCCCUGCUGCUGCUGUAGCCCAUCUUGCUCGCAUGCUGAGCCCUAACCUCCCUCCUGCUACCGGAGACAGUCAGCCCGGAUGCUUGUCCCCUACCAACCCAUUCCUCAACUCCCUGCAGAGCAAUCCCUUCUUUGAGGACCUCCUCGCUGACCAGGUACUAAAUUCUCCUUCACCUACUCACUUUUUCUCUAGUUUCCCGUCUGAGCCGCAUGCUUCAACAGAGGUCGCUGGGAGCUUGUGUUCCUCUGAGGAUUGCAGUCCCUCUGCCUCCCUAAGACUUAAAGAUCCGGAGGGAGAAUCUCCAGCCAAAAGCGUUGGUGUCCCCGUGCCCGAAACCACUCCUCCGUCCCAUGCAGACCCUCCUCCUCCUCCAGAUGAGGAACCCGCCGCCUCUCCUCCUCCCCUCUCAGAGUGGGAUGAGACCUUCGAUGCCUUUGCCACCAGCAGGCUCAGACCAGAACCGAAGAAGGAGGACUUCUUUGCUUCGGUGGCGGCGGAGGGCAUGGCUUUCAUCGACGAUCCCGAUGCCGCCAGCCCCACGGAACGGUCAGCUGAACCAGAUCCCGAGGAGGGGACAAAGCGCUUUGAAAAGGCCGAGCCGCAAAUCAGCAGCGAAAUGCCCCCAGCGCUGCGAUCUUGGACGAAUUUCUCUGGUUUGGAUGUUGGGGCAAACCUGGUGAGCACAACCCAGGAAGCGACUGUGAUAGAGGAUGUGCUGAGCCCCGUGUCCGCAGGGUCGGCGGCGAGGAGGAGGAAGAGCAGCACGCCGAUGGUUUGGGCCGCCUCGCUGUCGUCUGGAAAUCCAGGGGAAAAGGAGGCUUCCACCCUGCUGGGUGCUGAUAAUUGUGCUGGGGAGGAGCGGGACAGUAAUGAGGAGGAAACCUCGAGUGUAGGGGAGAAUGGCUGGAUGACCAUUGCCACCGAAACUGCGCCCGAUCCUUCUGAGAGCACCCAGAGCAUUGGCCAGGGCAGCGUGUUUGGGCAGCGGCCCUUCCACGGCGAGGGCACCUUUGAAACAAAAAGUACUCCUCAUGUCCUUCCCCGAAGCACCUUCAGCUCUGAAAACACAGCAGAAACAAUAUCGGGCAGCAAUGUGGCUGCUGUACCCCCACGGGUACUGCAGGACAUGGCAGCAGGGUGCUUCCCCGUGGCUCCAGGUGUGGGGAAGGAGCUGCGGGAUGAUGGCGGGGAGAUGUUUGACAUCAGGAGCUCGGUGUACCGGCUGCAGGCCAGCAUGCGGCUGGAAGCUGGCGAGGGCCAUGUGAAGAUGGGCUCUGAUGCUGUCCUCACAAUGUGGACGGGUGUGCGAGGGAAGGAGGAGGUCAUGCCACCUCCCAAACCUCCGCGGUGGUUUGCGGCCGUGUGUGGCAGAGGGGAGGAUGAGAACAAUGCUAGUGACACAACGGCAAGGCAGCGAGGUGGGGAGGAGCAGCAGGAAGGUGAGGAGGGCCGGGAGCAACCACGGAGCCAUCCGAGCGGUGACACAGCUGUCCCAGCACCUCACAUGGCUGUGCGUGAGGAUGCUGCUGACGUGGAGGCCGGAGGGGACGCUUUAGGAGAAGAGCCACUGGAGAUGAAUGGGACAGAUGCGGCCGAACACUUUGAGACCUGUCCCUCCAGGUUCUCCGUGGAUGAGCUCACCCCAUCGGGUGCUGCAGGGAGCUGGAGUCAGCCGGCUUUGUCUCCUGUGUCACAGCUCAGCCUCAGCGCAGAGCCAUCAAUAGCCCCAGAGCAGGAGGAAUGCCCUGAGGAGCUUGGUGUGUCGCCCAGGCCGGACUCAGGCCAACCCGAGACCUUCUGGACUGCACUGGAGGAGCAGGAGGCAUUGGGCCGCCCGCACAGUCCUCACCCGGUGAAACCCAUCAGUGCUGCAGUGCAGGAGGUCUCCAGUGAGAAGAAGCAGCAGAACAAAUCCAGCUUGACCACAGCGCUGAGCAAUGGCCUGGAGAAGCUGAAAACAGUCACCACGGGCAGCGUUCAGCCUGUGGCCCCCUCGUCACACCUGGAGAAAACAGACCCAAAGAAGGUAAAGGAUCCCAACGUGUUGGACCAAUCAGCCAAGUAUUAUCAUUUGACCCACGAUGAACUCAUCCAGCUCCUACUGCAGAGAGAGAAGGAGCUGAGUAAGAAGGAGGAGCACAUCCAGGAACUGGAGAACUACAUUGACCAGCUGCUGGUGCGCAUCAUGGAGCAGUCUCCCACGCUCCUCCAGAUCCCGCUGGGGGAAGCCAAGACCAAGUAACCUCCAGGCAGAGACCAGCAUCACUUGCCUAAAGCACUUCCAGUAAACACGCUGCAAACAUCCCUGCACUCCCCCCUCCUCUUAAAGAGGGCUUCUCCAGUGGCUUCUGUUCGCAGAGAUAAGCAGGAAUGGUUAUCUGCUCCUUCCCAACCUAAGCUUAUUCCAGCUCUGGCUCCAGGGAACUGUAGGGUGGUGGGCUGUCAUCCACCCUAUGGGGAGGAGCAGAGCCUUCCUCAGGAAGCAGAUGCUUCCUGAGGUUCCUGUCAUAACCAAGUAGCAUCUUCUCAGGCACUCAUCCAAUACCAAUGCUUUAAGUGGUCCAUGAACAUCUGGGAGCUGGAAACCAGGCACCUCGCCCUUGUCUUCAUCCUGCUACUGCUGCUCUUCUGCCUACACUCUUCCACAGGCUCUUCUCUGAAAUGGUGUGCUCUGGCUGAUGGGCAGCGUUAAACUGGCUGACAAAAUCGGGGAUGCCUAAAUUCAGUAGGAGUCUACCAGCACGUUACUGUCCAGUAAGUCUGCUCAGCAGGGCAGCUGGGGAAGGGGCUGCUGCUGGAUGCCUCCUUCCCUUCCUGCCCCGUAUGUUGCACCCACAAAGGAAGGCUCUGAACAGCUGACUCCUCUUUGUGUCAGUACCCGGUGCAGUAAGAGGCAGUACACAAAGCCACAGUGCUGCAGUCAGAGGCUGCAAAGACUCAAGCCAACAUCACUGCCUGAUUGUGAGCUGUGCUGGUUCCUUCUCUGCAUGCAGGCAGGGUUGUGACGCUGCCUUAGAGACCCAGCCCGAAACUGAACUCGUAGAGAAGGGCCGGUGAUGGUUUGUGCACCAUCAGUGCUGCAGGAGAUCUUGCACGGCACCCAACCCAUCACCAGGUGGGCUGUGCCUGGGAUACUCCUGUAUGCAGAAACCACAGCUGGAUUUUCUGAUCAGUAUUAUACUUCCUCUUUUCUGCACCGGCAAGAAUUGCUUUCCACUGGCAGCCCCCUGUAGUUGACUUUGUGUUGUCAUUAUCAAUGCAACAGGAAAGCGCCAUACAGACCGAAGCUAGUGUGCAAAGAAGGAUGUCUGGCUGCCCAGCCACCUCUAUGCAUGAUGUCCCAUUAGGUCAGACAUCCACCAAACACAAAUGCAAACCACAUUCUGUGAAAGCUAGCAAUCCAGUAAUCAGCGUGGAUCACUUUCAAGUCAGUAUUAGUGCCAGAACAGCUAAAAUUAAUUGUAUCACACCUCACGCCAGCAUCAGGUCUCUGGCAGCUUGGGCCCACCCUUAGAAAUGCUAGGCCAGCUCUCUCGGGAGUUGACUGCUUCUUGCUACCUUGGAGUGACUGUAUGAAGGCCUCUGUGUUGCUUGAUGUAAUAGAUGGUGCUGGUGUGGGGUUGCUGGGCGCUGCUCCCGGCCACGUUGCAGCACAGCGCAGCUUCUGGUUUGGAGGUGCUGGGGGAGGGCAUAUAAACCUCUCCUUGUGUCAGUGUUUUGGCUGGAAGGUGCCCGUGCAGGCAGAGGAUCAGCUGGUGUGGGACUUGAGCUGUAUCAGCACGUAGGGCAUCUUCUCUCUGCUGCAGAUAUCCAAAAGUUACAGGAUUUAUUUUAAACCUUUGUGUUCUUUUCUCCUUCCUUACUUCAACUUAACACCAUGACUGAGAAAUUGUGCCUUUUGCAAUAGAACAAUGCCAGUUCCCUAUGAGAAAAGGCUCUGAAAUUCAAUUCUCAGCUGACACAGCUUGGCCAGCUUCCUGUUCUGCUUGCCUGCUAAUUUGAACUAGGUGAGUCUAUGUUUUAAAGCAGUCAGCAGAGCCUUCCCAUCCCUAUGGGCAAAAUUUGUUUUGGUCUUUGACAGAAGUGCUGCGUGGAGAGCUCCAUGAUAUGGCAGAUGUAGAUAGAGGAGGUGAUAAUGAGGGAAGGUGUGGCAGAUAUUACAAGACCAGAUGCAGCUGGAUAAAGGCACUAUUGGGUCACACUCAAAGCCUGAGGCUGACAAAAGUAAGAGGUAUCAGCUUAAAAGGAGAUUUGGCAUCUCUGCUAGUGACAAUAUUCGGUCAUGUCUAGCUUGCAGACUGUUGUAUUAACAGGAGGAUUUGUUGUCCUGGAAGAUAGCAGCCAUGAGCCAUUAGUUCCCACCUGUGCUUGUCCCUAAUAGGGAACUAAUUGGGGUUUUGCACCUCUCUACCUGCAUCUUUAUGUUCCUCCUCCCUCUGUGUGUCUCAGAUGAAAGGAACUUCAAUUUCUGGUGUGAGAUGUGUGUCCUGCAGUGGCCAUCCUGGCUCGCUGCUGCCUGACAAUCAGCUGUUUCCUUGGGUUUCAGUGACAGGCAUUACAGGUGCUCCCCACACACAAGUGCCAAGCUCACUACACCUCCCCAUCUCUCCUCCUCCUCUUCCAUUGCAUCUAACCGCCUCCGUAUGCCCCUCUCUGCCUUAGGUGGCUCUGCCUCUUCUCCCAAAGCUUGAAUGUUUUGCACUUUAUAUCUUGAAGUUGAUCUCAGAGCUCCAGAGGGCCGUGUCAGGACCCCUUCAGCAAUACGUGCUUCUUUCUGCCGCCUGCGGCUCACGGGGCUAUGGAGAGAAGCAAGUGGUGGGGAGCCAAGGCUGCUAUCACGUUUCAUGUCUGUCAGAGCGUUUGGAAGUCCAGAGGUACCUAUAAAUGUUUAGGAGAAGGCAUCUGAAAGGUGCUUUUGCCUUUUCUUUGUUUCUCCACCUCACUACUCUGAGAAUGUUCCUCUCCCCACCCUCCCCAGUUUUUAUUCUCUGCGGUAAAGCAAGCGUUUUACACCACUCACAGUGCUGUAGCCAGAGUGUGUAACCAGAGGACUUAGCUGCUUUGAAGAAUAACUGGGGGAAAUGUUGUCCAGUUACGUUCCAAAUCCAUGCUUAGUGAUUAUCUUCCAAAGGGAGGUGAGCAGCACUGCUCUCUGUGCAGGGCAGCACCCAGAGCUGCACUGCUCUGUGCAGAAUGAGCAGACAGAAGGAUGUGAAGGAAGCUGCCUGGGCCAGCAGCAGCUUUUGGUGGGUUCUGUUUUAAACACAGCCACAGCAAUAAUUCUGUCUUUUGCCUUUUCCACCCUUUUCUGUCCUUCUCUUUCCACGUUCAGACUGUUUGGGUUUUCUGCAGGGCACUGUUGCUCUCAUCUGCUCUGCUUUUGUUGUCAGCCCGCAACUGGCUUUCUUGCUGUUAAAGAACUCUGGCCAAGUGAUUGAUUUUUGUCUUUGCUGCCUCUUCUGUCCCAAAAAGAUGGGACAGAAGAGCAGCUGAGGUAUAUCCUUAAACUGGAACAAACCUGAAGGGAUGUGGAUGCCGAAGUGUGAUGUAGACCCAGCCAUAUGCCUUGUCUGUGAAGGAACAGCUGUGUCAUAAACGUGGGGUGGAAAACCACCCCAAAACCAGAGAGCUCAGUGUUUGGGGGUUUUGGAGUUGUUGAUUCCCUGUACUUCGCGUACGCGGGAGGUGGGUUCUGUGUGUUUCAUGUUUUAAUAGUUUGCAACUAAUGUUUAUAAAGAGAGCUUGUUAUUUACAUUUUAAGCACUUUAAAAAAAAAAAAAAUAAAAGUUGUUCAAGCUGUUCCUA
Centrocercus urophasianus (Greater sage-grouse) is the source of this 7409-nucleotide messenger RNA. It is a transcript of the gene RAB11FIP5, whose product is annotated as RAB11 family interacting protein 5. Gene Ontology annotation, biological process: regulated exocytosis. Gene Ontology annotation, molecular function: small GTPase binding. The transcript is spliced from 6 exons. The record is from RefSeq and is a predicted model, not a curated record. NCBI's taxonomy places the organism in Eukaryota, Metazoa, Chordata, Aves, Galliformes, Phasianidae. Bases 1 to 3846 code for a protein of 1281 amino acids. Gene Ontology annotation, cellular component: recycling endosome; secretory granule; early endosome.